UCAAAACUUUAUUAAAAAUAUAGAUGAAUUAAUAAUUGAUAAUAGAUACAACAAAGAAAAUCAUUCGCCAACAAAAAGAAUUGCAACAAGACCACAAUUAUACAUUAGAAAAAGAAAAAAUGACUUUGUAACACCAAAUGAAAAAAGAGUAAGAAGUAAAUCACCAUCAUCAUCAAGGUCGUCAUCAUCAUCUUCUACAACAUCAACAACAUCUUCAUCAUCAUCAUCUUCUACGUCAUCUUCCACACACUCUUCUGAAAUAGAAAUGGCGACAUUAGAAGCCCUUGUUGUGGGAGAGAUUUGUGAAGAGAAUAAUACAAUUGAAAUCAGUGAAAGAGAAAAACAAAGAAGAAAAAGAGAAAAUGAAAGAAGGAUUAGUGAAAUGAGGCAAAAGGAAAGGGAAGAAAUAAGAAUGGCUACAGACGUGAUAGAAAAAGAAUUAAGAACAGAUGAAAGAGAGGAAAAUGAACAAAAAGAGAAGGAGAAAAGAGAAAAGUUGGAAAAAGAGAGGUUAGAAAGAGAAAGACUUGAAAAUGAAAGAAAAGAAAAAGAAAGGCUAGAAAAUGAAAAGUUGGACAGAGAAAGAAAAGAAAGAGAAGAAAAAGAAAAACUAGAUAAUGAAAGAAAAGAGAAAGAAAGAAUUGAAAAAGAAAGAAAAGAAAAAGAAAGGCUAGAAAAUGAAAAGUUGGACAGAGAAAGAAAAGAAAAAGAAAGAAUAGAAAAUGAAAAGUUGGAGAGAGAAAGAGAAGAAAAAGAAAGGCUAGAAAAUGAAAGAAGAGAAAAAGAAGAAAAAGAAAGGCUAGAUAAUGAACAAAAAGAGAAGGAGAAAAGAGAAAAAUUGGAGAGAGAAAGAAAAGAGAAAAUUAUGACAAAGAAAAGAGUAGAAAAAACAGUUGAAAAUAAGGAAACAGAAAAAACAGAAAAAGAAAUGAAGAAGAAACUCGAGGAAAUUAAACACCAAGAAAUAAUAAUUUUGAAUGUAGGAGGAAUAAAAUAUUCUACAACAAGAGGAACGCUAUGUGCGGAAGAAAGCUUGCUGAAAAAUAUCGCAUUACAGAUUGAUAAUGAAGAAAUAUAUAUUGAUCGGGACAGUAAAAAUUUCAGGACAAUACUUCAACAUCUCCGAUAUACCCGACAAGGUGAACUUACACCAGCUUCUCUGUUACCAAACAACAAAAUAGAACUGAAAGAACUAAUUCUUGAGUGUAAAUAUUAUGGUCUACUAAAAUUGUUGAAAAUAGCUACAGAGAAAAGAGAAAAACUAAUCGGACUAUUUUGAAAUUAAUAAAAGAUAAGUCAUAUCCAGAUAUCAUCAUCAAGUAACAGAAGUAAAUAUCAGAAAUUGAAUUAAAUAAAAAGAAAUGUCAUGUUAAUUAAUACAUGUAAACACCAAAGAAAAUAUCAGAAAAUGAAUUAUAAUUAUACAGAUAUGUCAUGUGUUCUUCACAUGUAAUUUCGCGUGGAAUAUAUAUAUGAAAAUGUACCCAAGAUACAGAAGAAGAACAGAUGAAGAUUGUAAUUAAUUAUUAAGUAUAUAAGUUAAAUAUCAUUACUUUAAAUUAUAUGUAUACAAUACCUUAAUUUUUCCUCAAUUGAUGUGUAAGAUUUUUCCUCUUUAUUGCUUAACAGUCACAUUUCAUUAGUACCUAUUGAAGUAAGUAAAGAAUUUUUCAUUAAUGUUUUUAAACAGUAGCUUUAAACAAUAAAAACAAAUUGUAAAUUUUCAUUAGCAUAGUUUACAUAGUAAGUAUUGAUUUAUUAUAUUAAAUUGUUAUUGCAUAAUGUAAUGGCAAAUAUUAUUGACAGGAAAUACCUUAAAUAAUAAAUAACCGUUAAGGAAUUUUCAUAUAUUUAUGAUUAAAUAAUUUUUAACAUACUACAUGUAUGUGUAGUACUUUCUUAAUUAAGCAAGAACACAAAUUUUGUGUUCCUUUAUAACACAAGUGGUAUGAUUGAUGGGUAUGUAAAUGAAUGUUGUUGAUUUUUAUAUGCUCUGUUGAGAUUAUUAUACAUGUAUUGCUUAUUGAAAUAUUUAUUAACUAAGAGAACAUUAGGGCAAUGAUGUAGUCUAUGGUAUGACUGAUAGUUAAAUAGUUUUAUAAAUAAAUGUCACAUGUUGUUAUUAAAAUGUUAUGCUCAGAUUAAAUUAUUGUAUUGCUUAGUGAAAUGUUUAUUCACUAAGAAGACAUUAUGGCAUUUAUGUAAAAUUGGACUAAAUCAUAAAGUUUAGAAUUUAGUAAAUUUGCUAAACUUUUCAUUAUUACAUGCACUUAAUCAAGUUAAUGUUGAAGUUAUAAAUUGUUACAAGUGUUAAUCAUUUAUUUAUGCAGUUAUGAAGAUGCCAUAUGUAAGUGAGACUUAAUGAAUGUGUUUAUAUAAUUCAUUA
Molecule: messenger RNA, 2386 nt
Organism: Ruditapes philippinarum (Manila clam)
Lineage: Eukaryota; Metazoa; Mollusca; Bivalvia; Venerida; Veneridae
Exons: 1
Coding region: 266-1279 (337 amino acids)
Biological process (GO): protein homooligomerization
Molecular function (GO): protein binding
Source: RefSeq, a predicted model, not a curated record